GAACCCAGAAAAGGAGGCAAGCAGGCAGCGAGAGCUCCUCUCCUCUCUGUCUCUUCUUCUCGCUGCUCCCAAUGCCGAUGCAGCGAAACGCCAUGAAUUUUUCGGGACCAAAAUAAAAAGAACACACCCCACAUUCAGAGAAAGAAAGAGAGAGAGAGAGAGAGUAGGAGUAGUAUGUGAGAGCUCCAAUGAAUGUGUCACAGAUGUCCAUCAGAGUAUCAGACCCAAGAACAAAGACAAAAGGAUUAAAAAAAAUAGAGUAGCCAUAGUAAAAAGAGGAUCCAAUGCAAUGCAAUGUGAUGUGAAGUUUUACCCGGGAAGUUUUUACAUAGGAUCCUUCUUGUGCUUCCAAGUUUUUUCCACCCGUGUUUUUGGGCGUCGCUUCUUGAAAGGAUACAUUUUAUCUGUAGCGGUUUUUCACUGGUUGCUUCUUGAAAGUAUUUGUCGAGUAGUAGCAGUAUUCAUUUGUGUGAUUAAUUAGUGGUGAGUAAACAGUGGUGGUGAGCAGCUCUCUCUCUCUCUCUCUCUCUCUCUGCUGUGGCUUUUGCAUCGCAUGCAUGCGUGCUUUGCCUGGCUGGUUGCCUCUGCUCUGCUCUCCCUCCAUUUCGAAUUUCAAAUUCACAGCCACCUCCGCUCCCCCAACGCCUAGUUUUUUUUUCCUCUCCUCUUCCCUGCAAAGCCAAAGCCCUCGCACGCGUGCCUGCCUCUUCUGUGUCUCUCUGCGACAGCCAUCGCCACCGACUUCUUCGUCUUCCUCGUUGGUCUCCUCUCUCUCUCUGUGUUCUUGGUGUUCCCUGUGCUGUUCUUGGGCAAGAAGAAGAAGGAGAGCAGAUGGGAGGGUCAGGGAAGUGGGUCAAGUCGCUCAUAGGGCUCAAGAAGCCUGACAGGGAGGAUUGCAAGGAGAAGCUGCAAGUUCCAUCGGUCAAUGGCAGAGGAGGAGGCAAGGGGAGGAAGUGGAAGCUGUGGAGGAGCUCCUCCGGCGACCACGGCUCGCUAUGGCGGGGCUCGAGGGGCGGCGGCGGCGGCGGCGGCCACCACCGCUCCGCGUCGUCGGACGCCUCCGACGACGCCUCCUCCGCCGCCGCCGACCCCUUCACCGCCGCCGUCGCCACCGUCGCCCGCGCACCGGCCAAGGACUUCAUGGCCGUCCGCCAAGAGUGGGCCGCCAUCCGCGUCCAGACCGCCUUCCGCGGCUUCCUGGCGAGGCGGGCGCUGCGGGCGCUGAAGGGGCUGGUGCGGCUGCAGGCGAUCGUGCGGGGGCGGCAGGUGAGGAAGCAGGCGGCGGUGACGCUGCGGUGCAUGCAGGCGCUGGUCCGGGUGCAGGCGCGCAUCCGCGCUCGCCGCGUGCGCAUGUCCACCGAGGGCCAGGCCGUGCAGAAGCUGCUCGAGGCUCGCCGCACCAAGCUCGACAUCCUCCGGGAAGCCGAGGAAGGAUGGUGUGAUAGCCAGGGAACAUUGGAGGAUGUGAGAGUGAAGCUUCAGAAGCGUCAGGAAGGCGCGAUCAAGCGUGAACGAGCUAUCGCGUAUGCGUAUUCGCAGCAGAUCGAAGGCGCUACGAAAUGCAAUCAACCGAAGCCUACUUCUUAUGGUCGGCUGAACCAGUCUGGAAUGUUGCUUAAGCACCAACAUUUCGACAAGAGCAAUGGCAACUGGAGCUGGCUGGAGAGGUGGAUGGCGGCGAGGCCUUGGGAGAACAGGCUGAUGGAGGAGCACAACCAGACCAACUCCAGCUCGCCGGACCUCCUGUCCUCCAAGAACUGCGAGGAUUCAUUCGGCAUUCUUGGGGACUUCUCCGAACCAAAUUCAGUGAAAGUGCGCAAGAACAAUGUCAGCAAGAGGGUCUGCGCGAAACCGCCGGUAGUAUCACACCACCAGCGCAUCAAAGCUCAGUCGAUCUCGUCUCUGAGCACUGAAUUGCACAAUGAUGAGAGCUCGGCAUCGUCAUCGUCGUGCUUUGCUUCGACACCAAUAUCGUUCUCCACCUUUGUCACGACGGAGAAGACCGAGGACAGCAUCAGGGCAAGGCCAAACUACAUGAACAUGACGGAGUCGAUCAAGGCGAAGCGAAAGGCGUGUAAUGCUCAAAGAACGACAGCAGGGAAACUGAUGGAGGAUAGGAAGGCCUCAGGUGUCGAGUUGAAGGUCGCUCAAGUUUGAAUUUGCAAUGUUCUUGGAGCUGUAAGCUGAGAUGAAGCCAACUUCUACCUCUCUAGGGUGUUUGUUAGGUGGAUUGCUCCAUCCACAGGUUUUUCGAUGUCUUGCUGCUGCAUUCUUGAGUUGUGUCUGUGUCGCCAAUCUCAUGUUCAACAUCUUGUUGUCGAGUCAUCCCAUUUUUGGGGAUGUCCUCAUUGUCAGUGGCAGUGUCUUUGUAAGAUAGCUCUUUGAUUGGGAAAAAAAUGGUGUGGAUUUGUUGCA
Oryza sativa Japonica Group (Japanese rice) is the source of this 2415-nucleotide messenger RNA. RefSeq names its product protein IQ-DOMAIN 6. The record is from RefSeq and is a predicted model, not a curated record. Gene Ontology annotation, molecular function: protein binding. Lineage: Eukaryota; Viridiplantae; Streptophyta; Magnoliopsida; Poales; Poaceae.